Cololabis saira (Pacific saury) is the source of this 2490-nucleotide messenger RNA. Its product is annotated as T-cell leukemia homeobox protein 3-like. Bases 222 to 1067 code for a protein of 281 amino acids. Gene Ontology annotation, biological process: regulation of transcription by RNA polymerase II; animal organ development. The record is from RefSeq and is a predicted model, not a curated record. Gene Ontology annotation, cellular component: nucleus. The transcript has 3 exons. Gene Ontology annotation, molecular function: RNA polymerase II cis-regulatory region sequence-specific DNA binding; DNA-binding transcription factor activity, RNA polymerase II-specific. Lineage: Eukaryota; Metazoa; Chordata; Actinopteri; Beloniformes; Belonidae.
UUUCAGCACAGGCUGUAGAGAGGACCCAGUCCUCUGAAAGAGGCCUGUUAGAGACCACGGGGACGCGCUGAUUCUGGACAUAUAGGUGGACGCAGCGAUGGAGACACUUCCGAUGUUGACUUUUGGUGCAGUUUGACUCUCCCGUGAAUAGCACUGAAAUCAACUUCCUCGGUUUUUUCCUCAUCCUUUCUCCUCCUCCUCCUCCUCCUCCAGAGCGAGGGAUGGAGCAGGCACCCAGCGCGCCCAGCCCUCCCCCAAAGCCGGCCCACCACGAGCCGAUCAGCUUCGGAAUCGACCAGAUUUUGGGAGCUGGUACGGAAACGGAAAACGGGCGCACGCCGGGGAGACAAAGCGGAUCCGAUUUAAGCACCGGGGACGUGUAUUACAGCCUGGGAAGUCCAGCUGGGACCAACGCGCCCUCCUACACCGCGCUGUCCAUCUCCCUCUCCGGGAUCAUGCCCCCGGUGGAGGCGGCAGACUCGUACGGGGAGAGCAGGAGUGCGGGCAGCCGGGGGGUGAUCAGAGUCCCGGCGCACAGACCCGUCACGGCCGGGCCCGCCGGGCCCGCGCAGGGCACUGUGCCCGGGUUCGGAGGGCUGUGCUUCCCCUGGAUAGGAAACCGCUUCGCCAAGGACAGAAUAUCAGCAGCUCUCGUGCCGUUCGCUGUCACACGGCGGAUAGGACACCCGUAUCAGAACCGGACACCACCGAAGCGGAAAAAGCCUCGGACCUCAUUCUCCAGAGUCCAGAUCUGCGAGCUGGAGAAGCGCUUCCACCGGCAGAAGUACCUGGCCAGCGCCGAGCGCGCAGCUCUGGCCAAGAGCCUGAAGAUGACGGACGCGCAGGUCAAAACCUGGUUUCAGAAUCGAAGGACCAAGUGGAGGAGACAGACAGCCGAGGAGCGGGAGGCGGAGCGUCAGCAGGCCAACCGGCUCAUCCUGCAGCUGCAGCAGUCCGCCCUCCAGAAGUCCCUGAGCGAAUCCGCGGUGUCGGAUCCCCUGUGCGCCCACAACUCCUCCCUGUACGCCCUGCAGAACCUGCAGCCGUGGGCCGAGGAAAGGGAAUAGGGACCAUGCGGUCACCACGCGCAAAUCACGACUGUGGGACUUAUGUUGAUCGUUUGUACGUGGUGAAAAAAAAGAAUGACUAGUAAAAAAAAAAAAAAAAAACGACACCCUUUUGAGAGGAUUUUGGAAAAGGACAUGAAAUGUUGGUGAGUCAUGCGCGUGUACAAGCACAAAACGAGAUGGACCAUUUCUGUAGAUCCAUUUGCAACCAGCAAAACUUUUCAAAUUAAAAUGUGAGCUGACCCAGACCUGUUCUUAAAUUUUCCAGUCCAGCCUGUAAUUGUCCUCUUAUGCUUGUAAUUAUUCUAAUUAAUAGAAUAAGACGGGAAUAUUGUGGGUUAUAGAGUCUACACGGGGAUGUUAAUAAUUCUCCCCAGAAAAAAACUCCAGAUUAAAUCGUUUGUGUAGGUGUCCUCUCUUAUCCCAACCAUGUCUUUAUUCUGAAGCAGAUUAUUUGACAGUGGGCUGCGAUUUAACCAUCAAUACAGCAAAAUGCAAGCAUCCACUUUUAAAUAAAUGAUACUCUGGAAAAUACACAAUUUCUUAAACAACAUUAAUAAAAAAGAAAAUAGCUGUACCUUUUAUUAUUUUUGUUUUUUACUAGUGCUUGAAUCAGAUGUCUAUAUUCAUAAAGAACCAGACAAAUCACCUGCACAUAUAUUGUGCAACAUUUGGCUCAUGCAAAAUGAAGCACAAAUGCUUGGUUGUGUGGGAAGAAUACUAUUUUGGGUAGUAAUGAAAGAAAAACAGGCAUCAGGAAGGUGGUAAAACUAAAUCUAGAAAAGGCUGUAAAGUGGGUAAUAAAGGAAGUGAUGCAUGUUCAGUGAUGGUGGUGAAGUCUUUUCAUAUGCACAUUGCUUCAUUUGUGGGUUUUAAAUCGAGGGACAACCUCUUUUUUGUACUUUCACUGUACAUGUGUAAAUAACAGUAUAAAAUGUUGUUGUGACCCCUUUUUGCUCAUGCUUUUUCUGAUCCACGAUGAAACAUAAUUAUAAGGUUUUUAGCCUUUUCUGAGGGACUUUAUAUUGAACCAUAUGGAGUAACAUGAUGACAAAUGACAUGAGUUUAUUUCUUGAAAAGUUUAUUGAUAAAUAUAAUGACUUUAUACAAUAUUUCAAUACACACAUAAUUUUCAUUCUGUGUCUGUCUGUAUGCCUGACUAUCAGUCUGCCUUUCUGUCUGUCAUUCUUGUCUGGGUACAUUUAAGAAAAGCCGCAACAUAUUUUCAUGGCAUUAUUGGUAGCACAGUGAGAGAAAGCAAAAUUAUUUAUUAUCUUCAGAACAAUGGCUCUUGUUGAAUCAUGGCUUCCGUCCCUCCAGUCAGUGAUUAGGUCCCAUCUCCUUUGCUGUUGUCCGAUCUUUGUCUUCCUCCCUGCAUAUUCUUUCACAGUGAAACGUCGGUUGCUCUCAGUCAACAUUUCUA